Molecule: messenger RNA, 180 nt
Organism: Haemonchus placei
Lineage: Eukaryota; Metazoa; Nematoda; Chromadorea; Rhabditida; Trichostrongylidae
Source: the annotation of a GenBank genome assembly
AUGAAGGCUGAGCUCCACAUCGAAAUCGCUGGUGACCGUGCGUUGUACAAACCAAUGAUGUUUUCGCGACGUUUGAUGGGACGCAAGACACUAAUAUCAGCGAUAAUCGAGAAUGAAAGACCACAAAUCACAUUUGAAUGUCAGCAGGUCCAAAAAAAUGCAACAGAUUCCUGUCAUUAG